CAUAUUCUUGAAGUUGAGUUUAAAGAUUAGAUCUUUCUUGUAAACCAAAAAUGAAUUUGUGGGUUUUUUCCAUUCUUGAAGUUGAGUUUAAAGAUUUGUGGGGGUUCGUUUCAUUCCUUUAUUUGAUCAAUUUUGGUUUAAGAAAGUUCAUGGGUUUCAAUAUUAUAGGACGUGUACAAUAAUGGAAUAGAAAAGAAAAGGUGUUGUCACCUCAGAUGGUAUAAUUCAUAUCUGAGUCCCCAGAUUUUUGUGGUUCAAUCAUCUGUGAAUAAUUUUGCAGUGGUGCGCACUGAAAAAAUCUCAAGAAUGACAUUUAGCAUGAGAAGCAUUGCAAUGAUGAUAACUCAAUUACCUACUAAAGUAGUAUAUUUUCUAUACUAUUUUUUGAAAGGACACUUAUUGACCUUCUAUUCCUAUCUGCCUUUCUCUUUGAUUGGGAACUUGUUUUGUCUUAUAUUGUUUGCAAUUUCAGGCCUCUCUGUUCCUGCGGUUGUAAGACCUAUUCUGGACUUUUUUGAAUUAUCUAAGCAAAUUCCAGCAUCCGCUCUAAGCAAUAUUGAUAUAUUUGUGAAGAUUUUUCCUUGGGCGACACAUGCCUGGUCCGUGAGGUACAAUGAUGACGAUAAAUUGGCUGAAAAUUCUGUUGAAUAGUCUCAUUAAGACAUGUUCGUAUGGCUUG
This is a messenger RNA of Capsicum annuum, 679 nucleotides long. RefSeq lists its product as uncharacterized. Lineage: Eukaryota; Viridiplantae; Streptophyta; Magnoliopsida; Solanales; Solanaceae. The transcript is spliced from 2 exons. The record is from RefSeq and is a predicted model, not a curated record. Bases 307 to 651 code for a protein of 114 amino acids.